Saccoglossus kowalevskii is the source of this 2905-nucleotide messenger RNA. Its product is annotated as GATOR2 complex protein WDR24. The record is from RefSeq and is a predicted model, not a curated record. Gene Ontology annotation, molecular function: protein binding. Gene Ontology annotation, cellular component: cytosol; vacuolar membrane; GATOR2 complex. Lineage: Eukaryota; Metazoa; Hemichordata; Enteropneusta; Harrimaniidae. Gene Ontology annotation, biological process: positive regulation of TORC1 signaling; positive regulation of macroautophagy; cellular response to amino acid starvation.
UCAGUCUGCCUGCGGAAGUGAAUGUGGCAUAGGACUUAAAAACUAAACGAUGUCAGGACUGUUUGGUUCAGAAUGGGAGACAUUGGGUUCAGCGGCAAUACGAAAGCCAAAAACCCAACUAAGCUUUACUACCAGCAUGGGCCGGACGAUGCACAUUGAGUUGGAAACCCCUGCCAACACACUCAGCAUCUGUAGAGAUGCAUCACAAGUUGUCAUCGCUGGUAGAACUUUGUUCAAGAUUUUCUGCAUCGAAGAUGAAGAGUUUGUUGAGAGAGCUAAUUUACGUGUUGGUAAAAAGAAUCUAAAUUAUAGUAGCGUGGAUGUAGUAUGGCACCCCAAUGAUGAUAACGUUUUAGCCUCUGCUGCGACAAAUAGUGCAGUUAUCACAUGGAAUCUAGGCAAGGCAUCAGGAUUUAAACAAGAUCAUGUCUUCAACGAUCAUCGUAGAACAGUAAAUAAAGUGUGUUUCCAUCCCCGUGAUGACAUGCUGCUUAGUGGAUCACAAGAUGGACUUAUGAAAAUUUUUGAUCUAAGGAAGAAAGAGGCAACCAUUACCUUUAAUGGUCAAUCGGAGAGUGUUCGUGAUGUGCAGUUUAUGCAGUUCCAAUACUUUUCAUUUGCAGCAGCUUUUGAAAAUGGGAAUAUCCAGCUUUGGGAUAUCCGAAGAGCUGAUAAAUUUUACCAGCAGUUCACCGCACACAAUGGUCCAGCAUUUAGUUUAGAUGGGCAUCCUGAAGAAAGACAAUGGUUAGCCACAGCUGGUCGAGAUAAAUCGAUAAAGAUAUGGGAUCUACAGUUCAAGCCUGUCUUGAUGCACACAGUGCAGACAAUUGCACCUGUCACGCGGGUAAAAUGGAGACCGCAGCGGAAAUUUCACAUAUCUAGUUGUUCUUUGGUGAUAGAUCACACCAUUAAUGUAUGGGAUAUCAGGAGGCCAUAUAUUCCGUUUGCUACAUUUGAAGAGCAUAAAGAUGUUGCCACAGGUGUUGUAUGGAGACAUGAUCCACAUAUAUUUUUAUCUGCUUCCAAGGACUGUACACUAUACCAACAUGUUUUCAGAGAUGCCAAGCGCCCAGGAGAUAAAGCUAAUCCUGUUGGUGUAGAUAUCAACAUUUUCGGUGAUGUCUGUCACGCAGCGAGUGAUAACUUGGGUGGUGGUAGCCAUAACAGAGGUACAACUGCUAGUUACUCCUCUACUAAGGUACCAUCAUUCUUUAGAAAGAAUCCAGAACCAGAAGAGCAGACUCGAGCUGUCUGCAGCAAUGUAUAUGUAUUUACAAAUAAGCAAUCUAGGUUUUCUGAUUGGUUCUGUCUAAGUGCUAUGAAAUAUAAGUUAUCUGAUCGACCAUUUGGCGAGCUGUGUGACCACAAUGCUCAGGUAGCAGAGAAUUUUGGGAGACACCAGAAUGACAUUAACUCACAUAAUAACUCAAUCAUGAACACUGUUUCAAAUGUUGUCUCUCAGAUUUGUCAAUCAUGGAAGAUGUUAAAAUUACUGUCUGCACCUGAUGUGUCAAGUUCAACAUCAGCAACUUUCUUUGCUAUCCCUACUACAUCAGAUAAGGAAGAUAAAGCUGUUACAGGUACAGAGGUCCCGCUCAUGAGGAACGAAUCGCGCACUGACACCAACAUGGGAGAUUCCACUGGAUUGACAAGUGAGAAUGAAGAGUCGGAAACUAGUGAUGUAGAACACGACAGAGCUAUGACAUCACUGGCUAGCAACAUAGCCUCACAUUCAGUAUUUUUCGGAGAUGGAGAAGAUGACCUCCUGGACAUGUACCGAUACGACUAUUCCGGUAACGAAACUACGGAGGACUGGCACCUACCGACAGAGGCAUUCCAACCAAGACACGAGAUACGUGAUAGAUCUCCGUCACCUGACCAGUUACAGCAAGUUAGACCUGAAUCUCCAUCCAGCUGUAAUGAUUCUGAGACACUGAGUAUACACAACCAAUUUUUAUCAAUCCCAACAUCUGAUAAUAUAAAUCCUAUGCCGAUGUCGGCAGUAAUCUCAACAUCACUUCAACCAUGGCAGUUCAAGCAAAUCAUACGUGACAUGCUACAUUUCUAUGCAGAACAGGGAGAUGUUCAAAUGACCGUUUCAGCAUUAAUAGUUCUUGGUGAUCGUAUUCGUAAUUUGAUUGAUGAAACGACACAGGAACUUUGGUUUAUGUCAUACAUAGAGUUAUUAUGUAGAUUUCAAUUAUGGGUAGUAGCAACAGAAAUUAUUAAACUAAGUAAUCAUCAUGCUGUCGGUGCAUUAAAUCAGGCUUCAACUACUAUUCAUACAAACUGUAAUAAGUGUAAUAAAUCUCUCAUAACAAGUGGAUGGGUGUGUAAUCGUUGUCAGAGUAUUACUAAUACAUGCUCAAUAUGUCAUCACGUUGUGAAAGGUUUAUACGUUUGGUGCCAAGGUUGUUCCCAUGGUGGACAUUUACAUCACAUUGAGGAGUGGCUGAAAAGCAGUUCAUGGUGUCCAGCAGGCUGCGGGCAUAAAUGUGAAUACAGCUGACAGAACCACGCCAUCUAUGGUGAGACAUGGAAAAGGACUUUAGUGUGAAUCAUCUUAUAAUGUGUAUCAUGGGAAUAAACUUAGAUUGUUUAUUCUGAGAACUUGGCUGGUCUCAUCUCUUCAAAUUCUAUUCAGAAGUUAUAAGAAUCCAUAAUGAAAACAAUGUCUCUAUGUAUUCUGGCUCGCAGACAAGAUUUGAUUGUGCACUUUGACCUGAUGUAAUGGAUAUGUGAUCUCUGACCUGAAUACAAUGUCAUCUGAAUUGUAAACACUAAGGACUCCAAAAUAACUACCUGAAAAUAAAAUGUGAACUAUGACAUUUAUUUUGUCUACCAUGUGACACUUGUGACUUAAAGAAAUGAGACAUUGACACAAUUAUUUGAACUAAGCUGA